Molecule: messenger RNA, 1632 nt
Organism: Drosophila erecta
Lineage: Eukaryota; Metazoa; Arthropoda; Insecta; Diptera; Drosophilidae
Exons: 1
Coding region: 157-1467 (436 amino acids)
Source: RefSeq, a predicted model, not a curated record
GGACCCAGCAUACUUGACACGCUUUUGACAGCCCAAAAUUCUAGGAACACGGCUCGAAUAUUUGCAUUUAGUUAGAUACUCCCAAAAUUCCUGGUGAAUGCAUUGCCCAAACUAUGCCCUACAGCAGCAGCUAGGAACUGAGCACCAUCGACAGCCAUGCUAGUGAAUGACGCCAGCAGGGAUCGUCCCAUCUAUCAGGAUAUCCAGCGGCUAUCGGACGCCCAGCUGACCACCUUGUGCAACAGCCACGGGCUCGUCCUGGGUCCCCUCGAUUCCCAAAAUAGACGCAUGGCAGAGCGCCAGCUCCACAUAGCCAUGAUCACGGAGCGGGCCAAGUACCGAGCCCGUCAGCAGUUUGCCCUUGAGUGCCACAUGCGGGGCACCGCCUACAUGCAGCAAGGUCCGCCGCCGCCGCAGAACCAUUACCAGCCCAUGCCGCCCCAGACGUACUGGCCAUCUCCUGGCAGCAAUUUGCGCAGUCCACCGCCGCCCAGCUGGAAUACCCAGAAUCGCCGGGUGCUUCGGGACCCGGUGCUCCAGCCACGGCAGUACACCACUUGGAGGCAGGAGCACCGGAUGAGCGACCAAAGGACUGCGGACUCUGGAAACAACUUCCUGGGCUUCAGGAUGCCCUUCUCCCUGGGCGCUGCUAGGGAUAUCAGGUCGAGGAUUACCAACUCCAUCAAGCGCUUUCAGGGAGGAGGUGCGCAGAACGGGCCAGUGCACAAAAAAGAGGAGCAGGUCACGCCUAGAUGCCAGAAUGCUGAGUAUCAGGAGGAUUAUCGGGAGGAUUCCGAUGACGACAGUGUCGAAAAACCUUCCAGCUCGGACUAUGAACGGGAUACCUUGUCUGGUGCUUCGGAAGGCGAAGGCCAGGAAGUUGAGCGGCAAGAGCUCAGUGCCCAAAACUUCUAUCCGUAUCCGUUCAAUGACCGGCAACUUCAGGGGCAGUUCGAUGGCCAGGAGGCGCAAAAUGAGCUGCGCGACUACAAGAGUUUCAUUAGCCUAUCCAGUGUGUAUCACGACUUCGACAGCCAAGUGCCAAUGGCACGGACGGCGCCUUCCGUGGACUCCAAGCCCCGCUUCAGCUGGUGGUGGCAGUGGAGGGCGAGGGCGGGCGAUGAGCGGAUUCCGGAGGCGGAGCGCACCACCGAACAGAAUCUGCUGCAGGAGCGGGAGCUGAAGACCAUCAACUACCUGAGCGAGGCGCCCGCCCGUCUGGAUGAUGGUGUGGUGGAGCUGAUGGGCAGGGUGGAGCUCCGCGAUGACAGCGAGGAGGAGGUGCUGCUGGAAGGCACUCAACGAGCACCGGGAUCCCGAUCCUGGAUGGGCUUCUGCCGGCACAUCUUCCACCUGCUCUGCUGCGAUCGCCAGGGAAAACUCGACCCGGAAAAGCUGCGCUGCAGCUUCUUCUGCUGCUGCAUGGCCGCAGGUGUCUACAUGAGCUUCAAAAUGCUGCGGUAUUGACAGUGGGCAACUUCAUAGGCGUUUCUCCAUCGGUAUUCAGGAAAUUAUCCAUAUCUCAGUUGGGAAGAGGAUGCAUGUUGUAUUCAUCGCAAUCAUCUGCUUUUGUUUUCUUAUGUUGAGAUACGAACUAUAUUCUUAAUACAGUACAGUGCAAUAGUCCAUAAA